Molecule: messenger RNA, 684 nt
Organism: Linum trigynum
Lineage: Eukaryota; Viridiplantae; Streptophyta; Magnoliopsida; Malpighiales; Linaceae
Source: the annotation of a GenBank genome assembly
CGUACGUCUCAAUUCCUCUCCUCCUCUAAUAAUAGGUUGUAGCUGCAAACCCCAUCGCUAACUUCCUCUGAAUGUCACCGUCGCUCUCCUUCCAAGGAAAGUUGUGUCCGCCAUAGACCCCGACAAAGUUGAGAUCUUUCAGCAGCGUGCACAACAUGGAAAUAAAGCAAAGAGCCUUUCGCUGAUGAGGGGGAUUGGCUGGGAAAGAAAUGGUCUUGGUGGGGAAAUUAUUUGGAUCAGGAGAGAAACGCCGAGCGACCUUCUCUGUCCCCAGCGUCGUCAUCUUUCCACCGGGGAAGUCAACGAGACCAAAGAAGCUGGGGUGAGAGAGAGACUUGGACGAGGGACACUAGGUUGUAUGUGGCAAGAUGGUAAUUGCUACAGAGAGCGAGAGCAACCCAACUCGAGAGAGGAAUUUGGAGUUCCGGUGAGCUAUGAUACGGAGGUUGAGGAAGGGUUAGCGGAUGAGGAUUUCGAGAAGAGGCAGGGCAAGGCGAGAAGCCGCACCAGCAUUGGCGAGGUCGCAGGGAGUAGGAAUGGCAUCCCUAGCAGUUCAAACAUAUCGGGUAAAACGGGUCAGGCCGAAAUUGCCAUCCCUAGCAGGGAGCUCAGCGGGUAGCUAGAGUUAGAUUUAGUUAGUUGUUUUAUGUAUCAUGAUUAUGAGUAUAAACUGGAGGUUCAAGG